AUGAUGUUACCAUUGCUACCCUAUCGAGAGAGAUGCAAUUGGAUUUUGUUGCUGCUGCUGCUGAUUCUGGGUACCUUAAACUCUUCCACAUUCUUGCAGUAGAAAUUUAAAAGACUGUGCGGGAAAUUGCAGCAGUCGAAAGUUCUGGAAAAGAAAUCUAUUGACUGUGAAUCCAUCAUGACAUUUACGAACAAUCAUCACGACAACGACGACGAUAAAGACAACCCCACUCCUCACCAUACGUCGACCCAUCCGCGUGGCAUCAACGCUUUACGUGUUCGACAGGAGCACAACCUCGUGGAAUCCUUUGGCGAGGCCUUGCUCGAUCGCGUCCGCACCCUUCGACGCUCCUCGGAGACUCGGGAAUCUUUUCAUCCGUCGACGCCGACGACUCCGGCAUCGCCCUCCACGUUGCCGUUUUUCUGGUCCUGGUCGCCACAGGAAAAGCGUUUGUUGACGUCCCUACCGAUUGCCUGGGGACACGGAGCCGCUGCGGGAUUGCUCACGCUCGUCGUCUUACGUACCGGUCCCCAUACAUUGGCACGCUUUCUACAAAAACACUACUACCGCACUCGAUCGUCCAACAAUAGCCAAAACAACACCUCCACCACGAGUCCCUUCCAAUCGUCAACGUCUACCCGAGAUCCUUUCAACCUUUCCCAGGAAUCAAAAAUGUCUCGCGCCUUGUGGUGGACCGUCGAUUUGGCCCUCAGUCUCUUGGCCGCCGCUACGGUCGUCUCGGUGCGUACCGAUCGGGACGCCGUUUACCGCACACUCGCAACCCUUCCUCUCCAACCGGGAACUUCCCACUGGUGUCACCAGCUUUGUCCCGUCGCCAUGACCACCGUCCAGCAAUUCCAGGAUGACCCCGACACGGCUCGUCUCUUAUCCCGUCCGCAUACUCCCAGUCUCGAACACAUUCUGGCCGCAACCCGACACUGUCAACAACGCACCGCCUACACCCAACGUCAAGCACGACAGUCUCCACCAACCGCACCAUCACCCACAACAUCCCCGGCCCUGGUAGCCGUCCCACCUAACGGUUUGCCACCCGGCCUCGAAUUUUUGCCUCUCACCCGCGACGACUUUGGUGACGUUUACGAUUUAACCGUCUGGACCGUACCAGAAAUCGACCAGGAAAUAGACUACGCGGUCGACGAAACAACGUGGAACGUUGAAAAUGGAUCCCGUACGAGGGGGACGUGA
Phaeodactylum tricornutum CCAP 1055/1 is the source of this 1206-nucleotide messenger RNA. RefSeq lists its product with no specific name. NCBI's taxonomy places the organism in Eukaryota, Bacillariophyta, Bacillariophyceae, Surirellales, Neidiaceae. The record is from RefSeq and is a predicted model, not a curated record. Bases 178 to 1206 code for a protein of 342 amino acids. The transcript has a single exon.